AUGGUGGAUGAUGCUCACGAGAAGUACGACGAAAAGGAACUUUGGAGCGCUUUGAUUAAGGCUGCUCCGUCGUGGUUACCAAACAAUAACGCGACCCAAACGCCUAACACGCGCACCGUGCUUUACGCCUUCUUUUGCAGCAGCAUGUCGAGCUCUGGACCUCGUGCUUCAUGGGACACAGCAAAAGACGCGUUCCUGAUAGAUGCGAUGACGGAUCAAGCGCGAACAGGCAAACGCUCCGACUCAGGUUUUAAGAAGGAGGCGUGGGCAGCGGUUACCAAGGAUAUCAAUGAAAAAUUCGACCUUCAGCUGACCAAGCAGCAGAUUAAGAGCCGCCUGCAAACGGCAUGGAUGUGA
Molecule: messenger RNA, 357 nt
Organism: Phytophthora nicotianae INRA-310
Lineage: Eukaryota; Oomycota; Peronosporomycetes; Peronosporales; Peronosporaceae
Exons: 2
Coding region: 1-357 (118 amino acids)
Source: RefSeq, a predicted model, not a curated record